AUGAGUAAAUAACCUGAGUAUAUUCUUGACUCAUAUAAAGUGCCUUAUUAUUUAUAAGACUCAUGCGUAGAUGAAUAUGUGUACUACCAAUAAUGUCUAAGACACAAUCCUCGAUUUUUUGAAAAUAAAUUGAUUCAUUCUUUACCAUUUGCAAGUGCUUUGAGUAAUUGUGCAAAAAAAUAAUAAAUAUUUGUGAGGGUAAAUUGAUAUUUUGAAUAUGUUAGUGUUAAGAAUAUAGAGAGAGAGAAUUAUUUGAAGAGAUGAGAAAGAUCUAUGUUGAAAGUGUUAGAAAAGGAGAAGAAAGAUGA
Molecule: messenger RNA, 308 nt
Organism: Paramecium sonneborni
Lineage: Eukaryota; Ciliophora; Oligohymenophorea; Peniculida; Parameciidae
Source: the annotation of a GenBank genome assembly